CCCUGGCCUCCUUCCCGCCGUCACGCAGUUCGGGGGGGGUCACCCUGUGGGACUGCGCCCCCUGCUGGGGGGCAGCAAUUGUGUGCUCAUUCUGCGCUGGGGGAAAUAGGACUCUGUGGGCGACAGGCUCAACCCCCAGACCUGCCCUCACCCCAUCAAAGGGGUUUAGAGAUGAGCCUGGCUGCUGAGGAUGAAUAUGGGGAGAGGGAGGGGUCGGCAGGGAGAGGGAGGGGCCACUGGGAGGGAGGGCAGAUGGCGGGGGGCUCUGCCUUCCCUUCCACUCUGACUCUUCACCCUCAUCUCCCCCCUCCCUUGGGGCAGCCAGGCCCAGCCCCACAGGGCAGGCCUGUCACUGCAGCAUGAGUGGGGGCGGACUCCCUCUCCAGGCCCCCAAACCUCCCCUCCACGCUAGGCCAGGUUUGGCUGCAGUGCCAGGGCAGAGGGUGCAGCUGUGGGCUGCCCCUGGGCAGGGUGAGGAGCAGGACGCUGGCCACCAAGGCGAGCCCUCCAUACCGGCCUAGUUUGCCUAGGCGCGGAUCCGGCCCUAGUUCUGACCUUGCCGCCGGGGCUCCCCCUCCCGCGCGGCCUCCGUUCCCCGACUCCCUCUGCCCUGAUUGGCUCGGGGCUGGCAGCUGCGGGCACAGAGCCGAGCAGAGACACACAAAGAGAGAAGUUGGUGACGAGGCUUGUGGCCUGGGGAGGAACCAACAGCCUGUGGGCGACCCUGGGCCCCUCGUCCCACCGCACUGACACCGGCCAGAGCCCGGAUCCCCUUCCCCUGCCAGGAUGCUGCUCCCUCUGCUGCUCCUCCCCUGGGCAUGGGGGGCCCUGGCCGCCUCCCCUCCUGUCCCCCCAGGGUCUCUCACCCUCCGGCUGCUCAAAACCAACGUCUUCCACAACGCCAGUUCUAGCAACAUGGAGGGGAUGGCCCUGCUCGGAGACCUGGAGACCCACUUCAUGGAUUGCAGCACCUGCAGGAUCCGCUUCCUGCAGCCCUGGGCCCAGCAGGGCCUGACCCCGAGGCAGUGGCAGGACCUGGAGACAAUGUUCCAUGGCUACCUGUCCAAAUUUAUCUUUCUCAUGAACAAAGUGGUUAAGGAUGAAGGAGAGCACUACCCCUUUGUUACCCAGUUCUCCCUUGGCUGCGAGCUCCACCUCAACGGCACCUCACGGCAAUUCUAUGACGCCGCGAUGAACGGCGAGGAUUUCAUCAGCUUCAACGUGGACUUGGGCACCUGGGUCGCUCAGCGUGGGGAUAAGUUGGCCCUCAGCAUCCGGGACCUUCUUAACCAGGAUAAGAGCACGUCUGCCACAACUCAGUUCCUCCUGAGAACAACGUGUGUCAGUGAACUCCAGAGCUUUGUCCAGUACGGGAAAGAGUCUCUGGCGAGACAAGAGCGGCCGGUCGCCGUGGUGUUUGCCCGAGCGCCUCCCCCAGCCGGGACCCCCGCACCGUUACUGCUGGUUUGCCGGGUCACCGGUUUCUACCCCCGGCCCAUCCGCGUGGCCUGGCUGCAGGACGGGGAGGAGGUGGGGCCGGGCUGGCGCCUGAACUCCAGCGGGAUCCUGCCCAACGCGGACCUGACCUAUCAGCUGCGCAGCUCCCUGGCCGUGGGGCCGGGCGACGGGCACAGCUACGCCUGCCGGGUGGAGCACAGCAGCCUGGGGGGCCAGAGCCUGCUGAUCCCCUGGGGGCACAGCAGGCCCUGGGGCCCCGGCCUGGCCAUGGGCAUCACGCUGGGGGCUCUGGCCGUAGCCACCGUGGCCGUGGUGCUGUGGUGGAGAAUACGCAGGGGCCACCGGGACGUCAGACCAGGAGAACCCAGAGCCUGAGGGGGCGGCACCGGCUUAGACGUGGGGAUCAGCCCCCCACUUGGGGCCAUGGACCUUGGGGCUGAAUCUGCCCCCAGCUCCAGAGCAGAGGGCCCUGAGGCCCCGUCUGGGUCGGGGCACUGGGAGAUCGGGGCACUGGGUGGGGAGGUGGGAUUCCUCUCCCUCUGGGACAUUUGGGGCAUGUUGGACAUGUGAGGGUGUGGUGGGAUCCAGGAUCCACAUGGAGCCAGCACAAGCCUGUACCACUCAGUAAACUCUGCAGAGAGGCUCUGCCCAGCGGGCCCCUCUGGGGACUGCAGGAGCCAGGGCCUGGGGGCAGGGUGCAGACCCGGCUACAUACACAAAGGGAGAGGGUACAGGUGGGGGUCAUGGGUGUCCAUAAAUCUCUGCAUUAAGCAUCUUCGCAUAACUCUGUAUGACUUUGUAUUCUGCCUCUUCAUAUAACCUUGUAUUUGAUAUAGGAACUUGGUAUCAAAUCCUUGUAUAGAAACUUUGUAUUGAGCCUUGGUAUGUUAUAACCCCUAAGGAUAGUUAAGGUAGAAGAAAAAUGCUACUCCUAGUGAAAAGAAACUUUGUCAAGUGGGCUCACUACAGAAGAGCAGACAUAUUGACACCUUCUUUUGAAAACACCCUCUUCUGUGAAAAUAAAUGUGGCAGCAUUAAGACCACAUCCAGAAGGAAGUGCCACGGGUGACCAAUGGGCACAGACACAGAUUUUGCAUCUGGGGUAGAUUUGCAUGAGAGGGAAGCUGCUAUAAAUGUGAGGUGUCUUGCAGAGGACCCCGGGUCUCGUCUUGUGAACAUUGGAGCAUCAAUCAGGAUCGACAGAAGCUCGGCUCCACCCCCUCCCCCAUCUAACUCACCUGGCCGCUGAAGUUAAGGGGAGCGACUAGGUGGUGACAGCAACAAGAUGGGGUGUGCGUGUGUGCGUGUGUGUGUGCGUGUGAGUGCAUGAGUAUAAUAUAUAUCAUGUGCCUAUGAUACAGUGUUGAUUGAUACAUGGAUUACCAAUAAAUGUGGCACUUUGCCUUAUCCCCCCUGAAAAGAUCCUGUACAGAACUUUAAGUACAACACGGGAACCAGGAGGGUCCUGGCAGGGCAUUCGGGCUGAG
Molecule: messenger RNA, 2945 nt
Organism: Chelonia mydas (Green sea turtle)
Lineage: Eukaryota; Metazoa; Chordata; Testudines; Cheloniidae
Product: antigen-presenting glycoprotein CD1d-like
Exons: 6
Coding region: 787-1833 (348 amino acids)
Biological process (GO): antigen processing and presentation, exogenous lipid antigen via MHC class Ib; positive regulation of T cell mediated cytotoxicity; antigen processing and presentation, endogenous lipid antigen via MHC class Ib
Cellular component (GO): external side of plasma membrane
Molecular function (GO): endogenous lipid antigen binding; lipopeptide binding; exogenous lipid antigen binding
Source: RefSeq, a predicted model, not a curated record